This is a messenger RNA of Puccinia graminis f. sp. tritici CRL 75-36-700-3, 1777 nucleotides long. RefSeq lists its product as uncharacterized. The coding region runs from base 38 to 1543 and encodes 501 amino acids. The transcript is spliced from 4 exons. The record is from RefSeq and is a predicted model, not a curated record. Lineage: Eukaryota; Fungi; Basidiomycota; Pucciniomycetes; Pucciniales; Pucciniaceae.
CUCCGAGGAUCAAGCAGUAAUAUUAUCUAAACGUAGAAUGGCUUUUCCACAUCCUCAUCACCCUUUUCUUGACCCGCAUUACGAGAGAUUUGGUCCCGGAGACUUUAGAGGUAUGAUCCACUCGGAUAUCGAAGCCUCCGCGAUAUAUCAUCCCGAGGUCCGGGAGAUGGAACACCUGGAACGACUUAUGGCCGAGUCCUCAAUUCACCCCCGCCUCGAUCUGGUGCCGUAUCACCCGGCGAUGCAACUUCCGGGUGCUGAUGUGCAUGAACUCGCCCUACUUGACCACGAAAAUGAGAGGAUGCGCCAUCUGCAUUCCCUCAACGCCCACAACGAGAUGAUCUACUUGCGAGACCGUGAGCUGGACGAAAUGCAUCUGAUGGAUCGUGAAAGACAUCUCGACUCGAUCAAUCAUCAACGCACUAUAGCCUUAGAGGAUGAAUAUCGGCUGCGACAAGGACAUGGUCUAGCGUCAGGAUAUGGACCCAUCGACGGCUCUACGGGAUACGGCCUCACUCACCCCUACCCUGCUACGAUGAUGUCACACCCGAGCUAUCAUAGCCAAUCGUUGCUUUAUCCCGGAGUCAUGGCCGAUCCAUAUUAUCAACAGAUGACUUCUACAUUACCCCGAAGCCUGCCGAUGUUUUCAGAUCCAUAUUUCAUGAAUCAAAUGGCCUUCGCUGGGAGCAGGAACGUCCAUAGUACUCUUCCUCUCAACUACACCAUGCAGAAUCCUUUCUUACACGGUAUCGACCACGAUUACGGCUAUGGCGCGAUCGGUCCUCUAACAAAUUAUGGCCUGGUUGCCCGAUCCCCGCCCCGGGAGUAUGGACAGAUGCUCGACGAUCUUUAUCUUUAUGAAAUGAUGCUUCGCCUCGAUCGUGCGCUGGACGAGGGAGAAAGGAUACUGAGAUGGCGGGAGCGUCUUGCGUGGGAGGAACUCGACUUGGCGGAAAGAAGAUUACUUUGGGAACAGAUGAACAUGAUGGAACGUAGUCGACUGGGUCUUGGAAUGGGCUCUUUCUGGGGCCAUCAGUUGGGUGGAUUACCAAUCAACUCAACUUUUGGGUAUGCAAGCCCAAUACUGGCCGAAGAGGUCAUGGUCCCAUACGGAAGAGCACCAAUCAUGGGCGUAUUGGAUGGGCCUCAUUACCCACUUUCAUCUCCUUUGAUGCCGACGUACCCAAUGUGGGAUGUCGGCGGUCUUGGUGUUGGAGCUAGAAUCUCACCUUGGCUUGCCGGAAACGACAUGUUCCUAAGCCCCCGUCAGCUUGCCAGACAAGAGAAUAUACGGCGCGAAUACGCUGAGCGGCGGGGUGAAAUACCACCAGGCCCCCGGUUCAUCGAGGCUGAUGAGAUGUCAAAUCUGAUCGAGAGCCAAAUGCUUCGACCAAAACAUCUCAUUCGACAAGAGAAUAUUCGUCGCGAAUACGCUGAGCGAAGAGGCGAAAUCCCUCCUGUCCCUCGACUGAUCGAACCCGGUAGGAUGGGCGCAGGUAUACCGCUUUAUGCUGCUUGUUCCGAAAAUUACCGAGUUUAUUGACCAAGACCAGGCCUAAAAGAUAUUCCCCCCUACCUCAGUAGCAUCCGGCGUUAUGCGGCUGAUUCAGUCAACGCGUUGCCCCAUAUGUUCCUCUCUGGCAAAAUCUCAAGCCUUUUGGCAUAAUGUAUAGUCUUAUAGCCUAUGUAAUUCAAUAAAAUCCUAACCCCCCCACUCUCCCAAAUGGCCCUAUCCCCCUUCAUUUCUAGCUAUUAAUAGGGCUGGCGCCGGCCAAGA